GGUGAGCCCAGGUGCAAGUGGAACCCGUUUGCCUCAUCGCUCAACUCUCAGUCUUCCCAUUCAUCCGUCCCACGACUCCCGUCCUCUUUCUUGUACGUCUAGGUAGUUUCCGAUCCGUCUGAAAAUAUCCAGAUUCAUCUAAUGGCCAUGGCCGAAAGGGAAUUAUCUUGCGGUCCCCGGUGACCCUUAGGUACUCUGUGUACGCAGUAUAAUAAUAUGCUGGUGGUGCCAGCGGGGGCGGGGUAACAUGUUGGCGGGGCACUUCUGAAGCGGCCUGGAACCCCGAUCCCGUCUUCGUGAGGGUCCUCGGGACCUGACCACUUCCCAUCCAUAUCCCAACCUGCCUGAACCUGAACCUCGCAACAACCCAAACUUGCUCUCCCCGACAAAUCUUUACUUUUCCCACAUCAGACACCAUGGCGACUGCUACACAAAUUCCCGAAGGUGGCACCUACAUCGACACCUUCAAGGGCUCCUUCACCACCGUCCCGAUCGACGCCGAAAAUGCCAACGCCAUCUCCACCACCGAGUUCCUCGAUGCCGCCGAGUCCCUGACCACCAUGUUCGAUCUCCUUGGCUCUGUUGCCUUCUCCCCGGUCAAGAAGGACGUGCUCGGCAACGUCGAGAAACUCAGGAAACGCCAACUUGCUGCCCCCCUGGAGUCUCAGAACAUUCAGGACCUCGUGCGGAACGAGCUCAAGAACAAGACCCACACCGCUACCGAGGGUUUGCUAUGGCUCGUCAGAGCCCUCGAGUUUACUUGCAUCGCCCUCAGCCAGAACCUGGCCAACCAUGCCGAGGAGCUCUCCGACUCCUUCCGCGGCGCCUACGGCGUUACCCUCAAGCCCCACCACAGCAUGUUCGUGAAGCCCGUCUUCAGCGCCGCCAUGAGCGCCUGCCCGUACCGCAAGGACUUCUACGUCAAGCUCGGCUCGGACGAGGGCAAGGUCAAGGAGGAGAUGCGUCUGUACCUGGAGGCGUUGGACAAGGUUGUCGGCAUUCUCAAGGGCUUCCUGGAUACCCCCGAUGCGAAGUGGUAAAAAGGGGGAAACCAGAUUCGAGAAGGACACGCAGAACAUCGGAUCUCGCAUAAAAUAAUGAAACGCCCAGGUGCGCCAUGCGGGCUGCUACCGUCCCAUCGUUUGGACAUGUUUGAGCCAGUCGUCAUAUUGUUAGAUGUCGGAAUGCGGUCCUUUGCCUGUCAACGCUGCUCCCCUUGCCCAUAGACAAAAGCUUAGAGUAGCUGGUCGUUUUCCUUCUUUGGGCAACGACGCUUCACCCGUCUUACUAAGGAGGCUCCCAGUCGUGAUUGAUCAUGUUGCACUCGUUUAUCGCCCACCACCCCGGGGUUCGGUGUCAUGGACAUACUUCGUACAUAGGUACUUGAUACUUGACUCAGGCGCCCACCAAACGCGGGAACAGGGGCCUUCUGCG
Chaetomium fimeti is the source of this 1434-nucleotide messenger RNA. Its product is annotated as glycolipid transfer protein domain-containing protein. Gene Ontology annotation, molecular function: lipid transfer activity. Bases 417 to 1040 code for a protein of 207 amino acids. The transcript has 4 exons. The record is from RefSeq and is a predicted model, not a curated record. Lineage: Eukaryota; Fungi; Ascomycota; Sordariomycetes; Sordariales; Chaetomiaceae. Gene Ontology annotation, cellular component: cytoplasm. Gene Ontology annotation, biological process: intermembrane lipid transfer.